AUGUCUUCAAACAAGAUGGAGCAGAGCCUCGACGACAUCCUCAAGGCCUCCAAGACCUCUCGCCGUGGCCGCAGCGGUCGCAAGUCUACCGGCACUGGACGACCUGCCACCACUGCCGCACCUGUAGGCGGUGUUUCCAAGUCGACCAAGCAGCAGGGCAGGCAGCCCAAGGCCGCCCCCACCGCACCCGCCGCCUCCCUCGGCGGUGAGACCAAGAUCAUGGUAUCCAACUUGCCACGGGACAUUGACAAUGCCCAACUCCAGGACUACUUUGUUUCAGCUGUUGGUGUAGGUCGCCCCAAGAAGGUUCUUCUCCAGUACGAUGCCCAGGGUCGCAGCGUGGGUAGCGCUACCAUCAUCUUCAACAAGCACGACCAAGCCGCCAAGGCCACAGCCGCUCUUGAUGGCGUCAAGAUCGAUGGACGCCCUGUCCGCGUCGAGAUGCUCGUCAGCGCUGCCGCUAUCCCUGCCACUACCCGCCCGGCUUCGCUUGCCGACCGUGUAACCCAACCAAAGAAGGACAAGCCAAAGCCCGCCACCGCCGAGAAGGCAGCUCCCGGUGCCACACGCGGACGUGGUCAAACUCGUGGCAAGGGCAAGGGCCGUGGAGGUCGCGAGGCCCGUCCCAAGAAGAAGACUGUUGAGGAGCUCGAUGCUGAGAUGGCCGACUACUUCCCUGGUGGCGAGACCAAUGCUGCCGCUGGUACUGCUGAAGUUGCUCAGAUCACCGCCGGCGGUGACACUGCCAUGGAUGAUGAGAUGCUCUGA
Molecule: messenger RNA, 768 nt
Organism: Alternaria postmessia
Lineage: Eukaryota; Fungi; Ascomycota; Dothideomycetes; Pleosporales; Pleosporaceae
Exons: 4
Coding region: 1-768 (255 amino acids)
Biological process (GO): mRNA export from nucleus
Cellular component (GO): nucleus
Molecular function (GO): mRNA binding
Source: RefSeq, a predicted model, not a curated record